Molecule: messenger RNA, 921 nt
Organism: Melampsora larici-populina 98AG31
Lineage: Eukaryota; Fungi; Basidiomycota; Pucciniomycetes; Pucciniales; Melampsoraceae
Exons: 5
Coding region: 1-921 (306 amino acids)
Source: RefSeq, a predicted model, not a curated record
AUGGUUGAUGAUAUCUGUACUCUUGCUUGUGAUCGUGGAGCUGCUGCUGCUGUGCUUUAUUCUCUUACUACAGGAUCUUGUAGUGUGAAUUCAGAAUAUCUUCUUAAUUUUGAAAAACCAUUGGAUGUUUUUAGCUCAGCAAGAUUACAAGGUGCUUGUUUGAUUGAAUCUCAAUUCAGUGAUGUGGUCGGAUCUGGAUAUUGGUUUCAGUCCAAUCUACUCAAAACUUUGGCUUCUACUAUUCUAGAUGAAAUCAAUCAAACAGGAGGUCAAUCAGCUUUUAACAAGCUUUCAUUUUUGAUCGCGGGAAUCACUGAGUUACUACGAUUGAUAAUUGGUCUUAUCUUAUUAUUGAUCAGGUUCACAGUCUUGUAUACGUUUGGGUACUUUGCUGAUUCAAUACCGUCUCCAGCAGCGGCUAAUUCCAUUGCUUUAUUGAAUACAAUUUCUAUGAUUGGAGUUGACAAUUUCAAAACAUCACUUAUCAUUGGAAUGCCACUCAUUCAUGCUCUCUUUGAUCAAGCUGUUCAGUUCAAAUGUACAAUUGGUAGCAAGAAAGCUCUGGGUAGCUCAUUUUGUAACAUGACACUUUACUUGAAACUCUGUGGUGUCAAACUCAAAAACACCAAACCGGCUUUGACGGAUCUUAGCAAGCGUAAUGUUGGUGCCUCAUUGACAAUUAGCGCAGAGGACAUACUAAAGGGUCCUGAAGAUGAUUCAAUCACUUGGCUUAAUAUAAAUUUAAUUAGUGCGCUUGAUGGAGUUUUAAAACAUUUCAAUCAUCAAAGCAUUGGUCUCUAUGAAUAUCUUGAGAAAUCAUCUUCUCCCUAUACUUCAUUGGAAUUAUUUGGACAUCCCCAGACAGAUUUUGCCAUUUUCGAACCAUUCCUCUACUCAAUUCAGCUGCGUAAAGUAAAUUAA